AUUGGAGACCACCUUCCAUUAAAGAUAGUAGAAGAUAACGGCAAUGACAACACAGACAAAAUGACCGUCACUCAAAAUAGACCAGUAAAUAAAAGUAAUGAACGUACAGACGAAAUAACUGUUGCUCAAAGCGGAUCACAAAACAACAGCAAGGAAUAUGUAGACGAAAUAAUUGAUACCCAAAACAGGCCAGAAAAUAACAGUAAUGAACAUAGAGACAAAAUAACCAUUACUCAAAGCGGACCACAAAAUACCAGUAAUGAACAUUUAGACAAUAUGACCGUUACUCGCAAAGCAGACGACACUGUUGACGGGUUUUCCCGCCACUUAGAGGUGACGACAGAACAAACAACACCCAUCACGGACUCGCCGCCACCGCCACCCCACGUCCAACAAGACUCCGCCGACGUGUCACGGCGGCCCGACAAAUCGUCCCCAGUGACCGACCCCAUUCAAACGGUGUCAAAGCCAGGGCUCAAGAGAUCAGUGGGUACGAGCUCUCUGUUUCGCUGGCAGACGGUCAAGCAGAAAUUGCUUCGGAAGGCGGAAGAUUUGAAAAGAGCGGAGAACAAGAGCAAAGUCUCCAGUUUAGUAAACAUCAAGGAGGCCGUGGAAGAUUACCGAGAGAAAGUGGGAAAACUCGGCAGCAAAGUCGAGCAAACGAGAGACACAGAAAGAUGUAUUGACAACAAGCGAGUCGCCGAAAUCAAAACAAACCUCACGCGAAAGUUGAACGCCGCGGAACCCGUUGUCGAAGUCGUGUCCCCAACCCAGCAACGUCGCCGCAAGUAUCAGUGGAAGUGCAAGGACGGCGGGAUAUGGAAAAAAGUAUACGAUGAUGAAGACGACGACGAUGAUGAUGAUGAUGACACCACCAAGGAUGGAUGCAAAGAAGAGUGUAUUCGUGAUGUGGGAGAGAAAGAAGGAGGUGAGAUGGAGAUAGGCAAUGGAGGGCGAGAUCAAAGGCGGGAGACUAAACCGGAAGAGGUCGUCUUAGCAGCCGACAGAUGUUUAGAAGAGGAAGCGAUGACCGCGGGUCAUAAAGAAAAUAAUGACCAUGACGGACACAAUGGGCCUGGCCAGUCCCAGCCAGUCGGUCAAGGAGAAACUCACAACGGUACUACCGACCGUAUUACCCCAUCUGGAGAUACCAGUGUUACAUGGGACGAACAGAUAUUUGAAACUGUAGAAGAAUGUGUCCUCUUCAAAAUAGAUUCCUGGUCGAGAAAUACGGAGAUGAGCUCAGUGAUUCAGUCUCAGUGUAAACUUGUAGAUGAACGUGCUUUUAAUUUGACUGACGACCGUGUGUGUUUAGGAAGUGAAGACAGCGUGAAUCAAAUACCCCAGCUUGAAGAUAUUCAGUUACGGACACAACAAAGUUCGGUGGAAAAGGAAAACAAUAUCGAAGUUGCUUUUGAAAACAUCGUGAAUAUAUCUAAUAUUGAAAAUGAAAAUAAAAUUUCUCAGAAUGAAGAUUCUAAUGGGCGUGGGAUGGAGCAUACAGAAACGGUAACAUGUUGUCAUGACAACUUUAUUCCAGAUAAUUCAUCUGACAAAACUGAAGACAUAACUGACAGCACAUUAUUAAACCGAAACCAGUUUCGCGAUUCGAGCAAUUUCGGUUACGACGCGCACAUGCGUGCUGAUUAUGAAAUGUUCAAGAGUGACUUGACGACAGAAGCCCAUCACGUGACGUACAGAACAGAUGACAGAUUCGAUGAAAUCUCUACCGGAAGCGAGAACAGCAGCGACAGCGCGUGGGCACACUCGGAACUGGUCGUUCACGAGGGAUUCAGUGCCGACGACAUCGUCGUUGACAACAACGACAUGCGCGAUGAUGAUUCGGCGGACAAGCAACCCGAAACGACAACUGAUACGGUUGUCUGUGAAAAACGAACAGAUGACAAAGUAGAUUUUCACGAGAGUCAUGAAAUUGAAAUUCCGCAUUUGAGCAACGAUGUUGUCGUUGUCGGUGUUAAUGUCCCCAGUGUGACAGAUGACGUAACACGAUGUGACACUUCUUAUGCGGAUGGUAGUAGUGUCAGUGACUACAAAGAUUGCGAUCUCGCGUUGCAGAAGGAUGAAAGCAACACAGAACUCGGCGGUUCACCGACAAGAACCACCGGUGUAUCGUUUGGCCGCGUUCCCGAUGGCACCAAUCUUAUCACGUCCGAUAAUAAAGCGAGUUUGGGGGAAAGCUCUGGGAAUGAACAGGAUCAGAUUUCGCUCUGCGUAGCACCCAUCGUCGAAACCGCCACGGUGACAAUUUCUGCCAUCCCGCGACCACAGGAGAGUGAUAAUGUUACAGAAGCUGUUCUGGGACUGUCAGGCGCUGAAAGACCACGUGACAAUGGGGCCACAGAGAUCGAGGUCGUCCACGUUGGUGCAAAGGGACCAAGAGACGGGGAACACCCGGUUUUCGGUUCCAGUAGCUCGGCGGUAAGUUGUCCAGUUGUGGAGGUCAGCGACAGUGUUGUGUGUGAUCUUAAUGAGCCGGGUGAUCCUGGCGAUUCUACAGCUGCUUGUGUUCAUACAGAGGACCUGGGUCACCGUGUCACGUUCUUCCUCGGAGAAGAUGAUGACCAAGCAGAGCGGGAAAAACUGAACCAAAUCAUUUCUGUUGAUCAAAGCGAUACUCCUACACAGGAAAAGGAUAACACAGUUACAAAAACUAAGCAAAACCUUCCCUCAUGGCACAAAGAUACUGCUUCAGCAAAAAGGGAUAUAUUCACUGCAAGAGGCAAGGAUACUGGGGUCAAGGUCACUUGCAUCCAAAGAAACAAGGAUACUAUCAGUCCAAGAGACAAGGAUACUUUAACCCAAAAGCACAAGUAUACUGUCACCAAGAGGCAUAAGGAUAUUGUCGUUGCAAAAGACACUGUCACCAUAGGGGUUAAGGAUACAAUUACCCCAGAGUUCAAGGAUACUGAUGGCACAAGGAGCAAGGAUAUUGUCACCAAGAUCAAGGAUACUGUUGUUACAAGGAGCAAGGAUACUGAUGUAACCAGACACAAGGAUACUUUCACUGUCAAGGAUAGUGCUAUCACAAGAAACAAGGAUACUGUCACCAAGAUCAAGGAUACUGUUAUUACAAGAGACAAGGAUACUGUCACCAAGAACAAGGAUACUGUUAUCACAAGAGGCAAGGAUAGUGUUAUCACAAGAGGCAAGGAUACUGACAACAAGAACAAGGAUGUUGUUACCAGGAGAAAGGAUACCGUUGCCCCAGGGUUGAAGGUCACUGCAUCCUGUGAUGAUGUCUGUGGUGAUGAAGAGAGUCUAGAUGUGGACAUGUCGGAUGACAGAUACUGCAGACGUGGACCAAGUCAACCACAGACUGCAGCAGAUGCUACAUCACGGUGGCAGGCUGAGGAUGGUUACUAUGGCAGAAAGGCAUUCUGGGAGAAGACAUCGGAUGAGUUACUGACGGAAAUCUCUGAAUUGGAAGAAAGCUAUGACAGUCUGAAUGAAACGUUAACCAAUCGGCAAGAAGACACAUCGUGCAGUCCCGCCAAAUCUGAGACAGGGAUUUCGACGCUGCCCCAUCGUAGCAACCGUCGCAAGAAGUAUGGCCGUCGCAGCUUGAGUCUUCCGACCGGGGCGCUGUCAUAUAGUGAUGUCAAGGUCACGUAUGUCGACGGCCAUUUUGUAGCGGGACCAACAUCACGAGACAGCACUUCAGAAUCCGUUGACGACGGUAAAUCGUGCAAGAGCAGUCUAUCGGCGGUGAGUCAGGAGUCUGUCUGCGAUGUGACCUUGACCUCUGAACGGGCGAUGCGAGAGGAAAUUCUCUCAUUAAUAGACCGGCAUCUCCUCGACAAUGAUUUAUUUUUAGAGAAUUCUCUCGACUGGAAUUGUGGUGGACUCUCAGACUCUGCGUCGAGCAAUUCUAGUCAGAAGAUACUCGUACCAGCAUCUUCCACAUUACCACGACGAACCGGGCGUGACGGGGAUGGGCAGCGACCCGUGUCUGUGAAUGAGGUCAGUUUGUGGAAGACUUCGCUAGGCAGUGGUGGUGGUGGCAGUGUUGAAAACGGAGAUGUCGAUUCGCGUCUGCAGAGGAACGACAGUUUUAAAACCGCACACGAGGACCGGAAUCUGUUACACGGGUCGCACUCCAGUCUAAGCAGCAGUCGAUUGUCUGUCUACGAGGACGGACGGACGGACAAACCGAGAUCCAAGAGUCCAAACUUCUUCAAGAGAAUGCUGUCGAAGCGGAAAUCAUUUUCGGAGAAGACCCAGUGUAAAUCAAAGAACGACGAUGCUGUUGGUGGUAAGGAAUCUUCCUCCUCAUCAUCAUCUUCUGGUACCAAAAGGAUGUCUCUGAGAUCGUUAUUCAGAAGAAAAGGAUCAAGUCACAGCAUUAAAACAAGCUAUGACGAUGAACCGGAGAGUCCUCCCAUUGCGGCGUUUCUAAACGACGAGGAUAUCGGGUCAAUCCGGUCUGUCCCUAACUCUCCUUACAUCUCGCACAUACACCGCAACGCAACCGACACUCAGCUGUCCUACGAUCAGCGACACAUUUCGACAGAUUCUCAAAUUAGCCUCCAGAGUAGGAGAAGGAAGGACUCGGACGAUCACUCAACCGUGAAUAAUAAUACUAAUCUCUCAGUGGUUCACACUCUUCCGAGGUCAUCAUCAUCGUCGAUAUCAUCGUCGUCGCGACCCGACGUGCCUCGCAGACGGAAGAGCUCGGCGGGAUCAGGAAGACAUGUGGUGAUGAGUGCCGACCGGAGUUCGGGAGAAUUCAGUUACAACGAGUGGGACUUCAGUUCGGAUGACACACUGACGUCGCGGUCACUGUCACCACUGUCGACAUUUUCCAUGCUGAACAGCGAGCUGGAUACCACGCUGGUCGCAUCGCCAUCGUUGCCGGCAGCGUCAGCGUCAGGGGGGUCGGAGGCGAAUGGUCGUGUCCCCACGGAGUGGAGUAAUGUGUGCGCACAGGAUAUGCAGGUGGUGCAUUCUGGGAAGGUUCAGGGAGACAUCAGUGCUAGUAACAGUAAUGACAGUGGGAUUCAGCAUGAUGUUGUGUUACCCUCAAGUAUGGAAUCUCUCAAGGCAUCACCUGAUGCUAGCACGUCACUAACGACGAUCGUCAAACUUCGGAAGUCCCCGUCACCCAAACAAGAACGACCGAAGUCGGACAUCACAGUGCGGUGGGCGGACCUGCAGGGGGAGUUUCACGAACGGAAUGUCGCGUACCGGAGAGAGAGCGGCAGACUGCGGAGGAGACCGCGACCCAAAUCAGAUUUAGGUGGAAGCUCGUUGCUGUCAGAAACGAUGAAAGCGUUCGGUGGCAGCUCAGGAAACCUGCGACUCAGCGAGUCUUUACGGAGUCUGCGACUCUCCGACUCACUACACAGCAUCAUCGAGUCACGCCACCGGUGUCGUGAUGAUGGCAGUGGGACACAGUCCAAGCUCACCAAAACACGCAGGAUGUCAACUCCACACCCUAUAAAAUCACGAGCUCAGUCAUCAUCAAAUAGCAAGUCUCAGGGAAAUCGGUUCACAUUGGUUCGCUCUCACAGCAUGCCGGAAAAUCUGGACAAACUGCAUCGCAAGAAAAACUUACUCAGUCUUAUAGGUUCCGACUCGCUAAGUAUUUCCAGUCACCGUAGCGGCGACGACUCGUCCGAUGAAUCGGAAUACUCGGUAGACUUUUCAUCCAUGCACGAGAAGAGCCAGAGUACUCGGUCCUCCCAGGUGGCACUAGCGACGCUAGACGAGCGUAUUGAAGAGGAGACAAUCUAUGCUGAGGCAUUGUGGGAUCACGUUACCAUGGAUCUCGAUGAGCUGGGGUUCCGUGCAGGUGAUGUUAUUCGGGUCACAGAUCUCGAGGACAAGGACUGGUGGUACGGAGUUGUCGAUCAUAGCCAGGGAUGGUUCCCGGCCGCCUUCGUCAGAAUGCGGGUGAACCAGUGCGACUUCGAUGAAGAUUUCAUCUUUAAUCAUGAGGAGAUCGAAUCUGAGACGAAACUUCACCCACAGACGACCUUCAUCGGCAAGACUCAAGGUCGUACUAAUGUGAUCAACGAAAUCAUCCAGGCAGAGCGCGAUUAUGUGAAACACCUGAGAGAUGUGGUUGAGGGCUAUUUGAAACAAGCUAGAAAGAGACCGGAGAUGUUUCCUGAAUCGAAAGUGUCUGUGAUAUUUGGCAACCUGGAGGAAAUCUACACAUUCGCGAACCGCUUCCUGACCCACCUGGAGAAACACAUCAACAAGGAUGCACCCCACACCAGCGAGAUCGGGCAGUGCUUUCUCAUACAUAGUAAAGGGUUCGAGAUCUAUUCUGACUAUUGUAACAACCACCCUGGGGCUGGUGAUGAACUCAAAGAGCUCUACAGAGUCAAGAAGUUCCGACAUUUCUUUGAGGCAUGUCGACUGCUACAGGAUAUGAUGGAGAUUCCCCUGGAGGGCUUCCUGCUGACCCCGGUCCAGAAAAUCUGCAAGUACCACCUGCAGCUGGCCGAGCUGCUCAAGUACACGCCAGCCGACCAUGCUGACUACAAUCACGUACGGGACGCCGUCGACGCCAUGAAGAACAUCGCCCUGCUCGUCAACGAGAGAAAGCGCAAGAUGGAGAGCAUUGAGAAGAUGGCUGUCUGGCAGUCCACCGUCAUAGACUGGGAGGGUCCAGAUAUUUUGGAAGCGAGCUCGGAACUCAUCUACUCUGGUGACCUCACAAAGGUCAACUCGAACGGCUGGUCGCAGGAGCGCUACUUCUUCUUGUUUGACCAUCAGCUUGUAUACUGCAAGAAGGUGUCGCUGCGGACCCUGCCCACUCAGGUAUCAAUCAUCAGAGUUAUUUUUAACUAA
This is a messenger RNA of Gigantopelta aegis, 6819 nucleotides long. RefSeq lists its product as uncharacterized. NCBI's taxonomy places the organism in Eukaryota, Metazoa, Mollusca, Gastropoda, Neomphalida, Peltospiridae. The coding region runs from base 61 to 6819 and encodes 2252 amino acids. Gene Ontology annotation, molecular function: guanyl-nucleotide exchange factor activity; protein binding. Gene Ontology annotation, cellular component: cytoplasm. The record is from RefSeq and is a predicted model, not a curated record. Gene Ontology annotation, biological process: intracellular signal transduction. The transcript is spliced from 13 exons.